CCGCUGUAAUUUCGUAUCCAUGCCGCACGCUGCGGUGGCCGCAAAUCGGAGUUCAAAAGGCCCGGGAGCGGGGAGACCCGCUCGACCUCCUCUCCUCUUCCCCAUUCCUUCUACCACCAUCUCUCUCUCGGCCAUAUAUAAGGUGCAAUCUCGACCCCUUCCACCACCCUAGCGCCUUACCUCCUUCUCCACGCCAAGGAUACGCACAAUCAUUCGUUCCACGCAGCGGCGGCGUCAAAGGUGCGAUGGAGCGCCGGCCGGAGCUGCGGCGGUCGAUGACGCUCUCGGAGCAGCUGUCCACGCCCGACCCGGCCAUCCGCGACUUCCUCAGGAUCCCCGCCGACAACAGCCACCUGAGCGCUGACGCCGGUCGCACCGCGGCGGACGGUGGAGGUAGUGGCGGCAUGGUCAACUGGAAGCCGCUGCGCGACCGUCUCCGGCUCCGCCGCUCCGUGAACGCCUGGUCCAGUCCGUCGGAGAAGCCCAGCACGACGGACAGCGCCGGUAGCCUGAAGAACAGCGGCAGCGGCAGCCACCGCAGCAACAAGUACAUCUACGCGCAAGGUGAGGCCACGGCGGCCUUCUCCCGCACCUCCUCCCUCCGCCAGACUCCCACAUUCUCGCGCGCGGCCUCCACUCGGGUCUGUUCCGCAGCCACGAUCGGACGCGCCGACCGCUCUGCCACCGUGGUCGACGACGAGGGUUCCGAGGACGAGUCAGAGCACGACGAGGACGAGGAGGAAGGCAAGGAGGAGGCGCCGGCGGCGCAGAUGUCCCUGAUGGCGCUGCUGGAGCAGACGGACAGCUGGGACGAGGACGAGGACGAGGACGAGGGCGCAGGCGGCGGGGCCAGCAAGAACGCGCACGCCGACGACGACGAGGACGACGGCGAGGGGCGCGAGGAGGAGAUGGUGCACGUGUGCUGCGUGUGCAUGGUGCGGCACAAGGGCGCCGCCUUCAUCCCGUGCGGCCACACAUUCUGCCGCCUCUGCUCCCGCGAGCUCUGGGUCAGCCGCGGCAACUGCCCGCUCUGCAACGGCUUCAUCCAGGAGAUCCUCGACAUCUUCUGAUCAAACCAGCAUCGUCUUCCUAUCUAUCCGUCAGACUCUUGAUUCCUCGGAGCAAUUGCCCGAAAUCAUUCACGCGUCCGCGAGUACCACGGUUGAUGGCGAGUGAGCGGCCAACGCGCCACCCCGCUCUGAAACUGAGACCCGUAUCAUAUCAUAGGUAAAUUGGUCAUCAGUCAGUUCGAUGACGCUCUGCCUGCGAUUUAUUUCUCGAAUGUGAUUAACUGUAUCAAGUGUACUUAGUAAUGUUCUGGAAUAAGAAUGGGAUACCUGCAAUGAUA
This is a messenger RNA of Hordeum vulgare subsp. vulgare (domesticated barley), 1348 nucleotides long. RefSeq lists its product as uncharacterized. The record is from RefSeq and is a predicted model, not a curated record. Lineage: Eukaryota; Viridiplantae; Streptophyta; Magnoliopsida; Poales; Poaceae. Bases 246 to 1070 code for a protein of 274 amino acids. The transcript has a single exon.